Letharia columbiana is the source of this 1068-nucleotide messenger RNA. RefSeq lists its product as uncharacterized. NCBI's taxonomy places the organism in Eukaryota, Fungi, Ascomycota, Lecanoromycetes, Lecanorales, Parmeliaceae. The transcript has 4 exons. The record is from RefSeq and is a predicted model, not a curated record. The coding region runs from base 1 to 1068 and encodes 355 amino acids.
AUGGAUAACCAGAAGCUAGUAGCAAUUUGCAGGCACGACUUACGAUUGGAAGAAGAUUACGACAUUGCUCGACUAAUCAGAGAGGUCAAAAUAGUACAAGAGGAUUCGAGCGACACCUAUGCCAGGCUCACUAGAAAGCACAGAAUCAAGGCUCGGGAGAUAUUGUCCGGGUAUAUGUUAGCUUGGGAAUAUGUGGAAGACCUGGACGGCUCAGGUUAUGGCCAACGCUUCUGGCUAGGGAAGUCGUCUCGUCCCGAUGCUCUUAUCUGGCCUGAGGAUAAGAAGAAGAUCCUCGCGGGCGUCGAGAAGAUGUUCAACGACUUGCAGGACUAUGCAAUAAUUGACCGGCAGAAGAGGAAAUCACGGCCAAUACCAGAGAUUGAUAAAAAAGCGGAUGCCGGAAAUGACCCACCUCCACCGGGUGCACAAUCAACAUUUGGACCACCAACAAAACAUGGUAGUAGAAGGGAUAAGCAACCCAAGACUGAUGUCACCCUGGUCCCAUACAACGUGGCUCCUAUUGCCCAAGAUGCAAAGCCCGGCGAACGAGCCGCCAGCCAGAAGGAGGAGCCAAAGAAAGCAGCCAGCGAGGAGUCCUACGACGUGGAUCCCAGUACGCGACCAGAAGGAGCCGUCACCGACGAGUCUGGCGAAGAGACACCAUCCAGGAAGAGAGCAUUAACGCCUCCGUACAUCCCAGAAAAGGGUCUUCACCAGACAUGGCCAGCUUUCGGGUUCAAGAUCGUCAGUAAGGAAGGAGCUCGGGCUCUAAGAAACCGGGCUGUAAAGAUCGACGACUCCGAAGAAUCAACGUCUAAGACUACUCCCAUGACGCCCCGUAGAUCCAAGGGCUCGAGGGUGAAGGCGAACCGGAAGCAGGAUUCAGCAGAGAAGAACUCCAGCACUGUAUCUGCAGAGAGAAGCGAAGAGGAACAUAUCGAUAUCGAGGAGCCGAAAAAAACUGGGAAGGGCCGCCUCCCCAGCUUACCAAAUUCGCUUUUGACUCGUCGUCAAGCCGCAUCGGCGAAAGCAACUGGCAAUGGCAGCCCGAGAUCAGAAGAUGAUUGA